Anolis carolinensis (green anole) is the source of this 1495-nucleotide messenger RNA. RefSeq names its product leucine-rich repeat and immunoglobulin-like domain-containing nogo receptor-interacting protein 2. NCBI's taxonomy places the organism in Eukaryota, Metazoa, Chordata, Lepidosauria, Squamata, Anolidae. The coding region runs from base 733 to 1353 and encodes 206 amino acids. Gene Ontology annotation, molecular function: protein binding. The record is from RefSeq and is a predicted model, not a curated record. The transcript is spliced from 2 exons.
AUCAUAUCUUGCAUGGAGUCUCUUGAUGAUCUAUAAAUCUUUUUUGUUUUGUUUUUUGUUUUUUUGUUUUUUUGAGUGGGUGAGAUUGGCUCGACACCACCACCACAAAUAUUCAUAGAAUUUUCUUAGGCAAGCUGGUUUUGCCAGUUCCUCUGAAAUAGAGCCAUCUGUAUUUGUUGGUGGACUCCCAUCCAAUGCUAACCAGGUUUGACUCUGCUUAGUUUGCAAGAUCAGAUGAGAUCUGGUGCCAUGCUCUAUGAUAACUAGUAGUCUUCUUUUCUGUAUGCAAACAGAGGUUGUGCCGUCAGUAUACGCACGUCAAAGCAAAAUAGGUCGUAUCAGUUGGGUGAGUAUAGCUUUAUUUCAAUCUGAGCUUCUGGGGAGGCUUGGAAUCAGGAAGUUGCUCCAAAUUACGCAAAAAUGUGGGCAUUGUUGAAGGAUUUUAUUUAAAUGCUGCCAAGCGACAUUCUCUGCCUCACUGCUAAAGUUUCACACUAGUGUUUAUGUGCACUCAAACAAGUGCCUUGGUGGUCCAGUUUAGCUAGAAAACUAUUGGGCAUUGAGGAAAUAGUAAAGCUUUAAAUAGGUGUUUUGGACGUCUUCAGAAAACCAACAGAGUUUUUUUUAUUGUAAAUCUCUACUCAAAACUCAGUAUUCUUGCAGUUUCACUUCUUUCAAAUGCAGAACCAUGACUAAGAAGUUCCUCUUUUGGAAUGUUUCCUCCCAUUGUGCAUGUCAUUCAGUUUUGUAAGAUUUCACUGCUGUCAAAUUAAUCCAUUUUGUUUUCUAAUUCUCAAGAAGCAGUUAAACAUGGAUAAGAGAAUGCCUUUCCUGGGACUUGUAUCUAUAUUGAUUCUUUUAGUCAACCUACACCAAAAUGUGACCCCUUACUCACUGGAGAACUGUGAGAUCCAUGACAACGCAGAAAACGAAACAAAAGUUUUGUGCUACCACAGAAACCUGAGUGAAGUCCCAGCUCAUCUGCCAAGCAAAGUUGUUUUCCUGGAUUUGUCUGAGAACAGAAUUGCAAGUCUGAGGAAGAACAGCUUCAGCAACCUGAUUCACCUGCAUGUUCUGAAUAUUUCUCAGAACCAAAUUCAUCACAUUGAAGAAGGUGCUUUUGUGAACACAUGUCACUUGGAGAUCUUGAACCUCACUGGGAAUCAGCUCCACCUUAUCUCCAGUCCCAUGUUUGCUGGGCUCAGAAACCUCACCAUCUUGCUGCUUGGUAACAAUCAAAUAGACAAGAUUGAGACGUCUGCCUUUGUUCACUUGGAGAAAUUAAAGAUCUCAGGAACAAUCCUUUCACCUGUUGUUGCAGUAACCAAGACUUCCUCAGAUGGUCACCAAUGAAUCCUAAAACUCAGGUUCUCCAUUUCUCUGAGUACACCUGUGCCUCCCCUCCUGCCUAUAAAGAGAAGAAACUGUGGACUUUCAAGACAUCCUCUUGCACUGCUAACCAUGAUUUUAUCCUGUAUAUUACAAACACAGCUGC